Messenger RNA from Hyalella azteca, 605 nucleotides. RefSeq names its product glutamate receptor 2.9-like. The record is from RefSeq and is a predicted model, not a curated record. The transcript is spliced from 4 exons. Lineage: Eukaryota; Metazoa; Arthropoda; Malacostraca; Amphipoda; Hyalellidae. Bases 22 to 399 code for a protein of 125 amino acids.
CGUGCAGUGAUCGCUCCUGAAAUGAUUCAUCUUGGAUUAAUGACGGGUGAUUUUUCCGAGUAUGGUGAGUGUCGCCUAGCGCUGUGUGAAGCAAGUCUUAUACCUCCUGUCUUCAUGACUUAUGGUUACCCCAAAAACUCUCCUCUUCAAGUCAGAUUUGAUAUCAUGCUUCUUCGGGUGGUCCAGUCCGGCAUAGCGGAUCAUUUGAUAUCGAGCAACUUGUGGAACUCGACGUGGUGCAUGAAACCUUCGAAUACCCUCAGCGAAUCACGGCCACUUGUCGUCACAGAUUUUCUUGGACUUUUUAGCAUCUACGGAAUAGGCAUGGCAUUCUCCGUACUGGUGUUCAUUAUCGAAGUAGCAACGGGACGUGAGGCAAAAAGCAAAAUAAAUACAUGAGGAGACUCAAUUUCUUGACAGUUUACGGACCAAGACCUGGACUCUCUUUACACCGCGCUUGGAACGCUUCAUAUUUACAUCUACGACAUCUAAGCUUCCUGAGACUAAUAAAAUCUGAUGCAUUGGGUUCUACAAACUGUUUGAAUAUGUCAGUUCAAUGAACCAAUUUUUUAAUGAUUAUUCAGGAACUAUUGACACACCUUAUU